Molecule: messenger RNA, 2008 nt
Organism: Nematostella vectensis (starlet sea anemone)
Lineage: Eukaryota; Metazoa; Cnidaria; Anthozoa; Actiniaria; Edwardsiidae
Product: trace amine-associated receptor 6-like
Exons: 1
Coding region: 131-1057 (308 amino acids)
Biological process (GO): G protein-coupled receptor signaling pathway
Cellular component (GO): membrane
Molecular function (GO): G protein-coupled receptor activity
Source: RefSeq, a predicted model, not a curated record
ACAUUUAUGUGAAACACUCUAGAACUUUUACCUCAAACAAAAGAGAUUGACAGUGUUGCCUCAGCUUCAUUUGGCUUUAGUUCUUCAUCUUUGAACCAUCAAAAAUAACCACAGCAAAAACAACCCGAACAUGAACAGUUCGAGCUGCCGAAACUACCAAGAAAAUCUGGAAUCGUUCAUUCUACUUUCAGUCCUAAGCACACUGUCUGGUAUUGUCUCCGUGGCUGGAAACUUUUUGGUUCUCUGGACAAUCUUCCACACUAAGUCCCUUCAUGUUGUCUCUAACUGGUUUAUCGCAUCCUUGGCGGCCGCAGACCUUCUUGUGGGACUCUUGCUUAACCCUUUCCUCAGUGUCAUAGGAUUUUACAGAUACAAGCAGCAAACGCUGCCAAGUGCGUUUGACACAAUCCAAGGCGCUAUUUGGGUACAAUCAAUACUUAUAACUACUUAUUCAUUCGCUAGUGUUAGCUACGAUCGAUUUUACGCCAUUACGAAGCCUUUACAUUAUAAGGAGGAGAUCACAUCGAAAAAAUGCGCGAUAGCAAUUGCAAGUAUCUGGAUUUUAUCGAGUUUGUUUUCUCUACAGAGAGUCUUCGUCCCGAAAGACUACUUGUCAAUACUGUGGCUGACUACAGUUGCAUUAGCUUUUAUUCCUCCACUGACAAUGACUUUGUUCUGCUAUUACUUUAUUUUUAAAUCUGCAAAGUACCAGAGACAGAGGAUAGCCAGCGAAAGCGUGACUGAGAGGAAGAAACGAAAUGAAAUUCUGAAAAAUAGGAAGACAGCUUUCACAGUGGCAAUAAUUAUUGUGGUAUUCUCAGUGUUGUUUGUGCCAAGCCAAGUUGUAUCUAUACUUGAUAUUACCCUUGCUUACAAUGCUUGUCUGUUAGAUGAAAUAAGGGUUUUUGUUUGGCCAUGGGUUAGCUUUGUUGCUCUUGUGAGUUCCGCCGUCAACCCUUGGAUUCUAUCCUUAAGGAGUAGGCACUUUAGACAGGCCAUAAAGUAUUCUGUAUUUAACACUAAUAUGGAGCCUUCUACGGGUAGCGUACAAACAUGAACUAAGAGAAAAUCUAAAACCAAUAUAUCUCAACUAAUUGAUUAGCAUGUAAAACUAAAGUGUAAAAUAUAAUUGAUAUUUAUAAACAAAAGAGAAAAUUUUUGAUAAUCAAAUGAGGAAGAAGCUCUUCGUAUCUAUGCUUCUAUAAAUUUAUCAAAAUCGCUUUAUUGAUAUCUCAAUAAUGUUGCUAGCUUUCACAGACACCGAAUACAGCUCUUACUUGGAAGUUCCGAAUAAAUUUCUUUCUUUAAAUAUUGCGGGCAAACACGAAUGACAAGAGAGACAGUUUCCUUAUGAAACGACAAACACCAACGUACGGAUAUGUUGAGAGCGGAACAAUUGUGCUGCCAUAUUUAAACAUGAUUUUUUUUCUAUUUUAAUACUAAAACAAUAUUUUGGUUUAGAACGCUAAUUUCAGAUAUGAUACUAAUAAAAUAUAGAAGAAGUUGAACAAGCAAUUGUAUCUUAUUUGACCAUACACUCUUUUUUAAUAAAAAUACAAAAACCAUUUUUUCAAUGACGUCCAGACUGACCAACUUCUAAGAACAUGCUAAGAACAUACCCAGGCUCAGAUAGCAGCAAAAUACCAACCUUAGAUAUUACUGUCAUUAAUAAUUUGUGUGAUUUUUUUCCAAUACUUCAUUGGCCAUUAAAUUCUAUAUAGUUCUUUAGUUUUAUAUACAGUAGCUCUCCAAAAUUGUUCUUUAAAUGUUUUUUUUUUUAUAAAAAAUACUGAGUGCAGUGCCUCUUAGUACGUUUAUCAAUAACAUCUUUUCCAUUAAAAAUGUUUUAUUAACAACUGUCGUAAAGGCGAUCUAGGAUAACAGUUUUCUAAGAAAUUAAGGUAAUAAAAUACUUUUGUCACAUAUAUCAGGUUCGAUCAAAUGAUCGUCAUGAUGGUUUUACCGCUUCCUGGUUGAAAAAAAAAAUUUCUUUGUUAAACAAUCAAAC